AAAAAAUCCUGCAGGAGAAGCGGGAUUUGCUUUCCUCAUGGUGGAGGUACCAUAACUUCUUCAUUAGGAAAUUAAACUAAUUGCAGUGUUUGAAGAAGAAUGGAGGACUACAGAUUUUAAAGCAUGAAAAUCCUCCUUGCAUCCUCAGGGCUGGGCUUGCAUGGAAAUCUGCUGGGAUAUUUGAUAUUUGACAUUUGAUAUGAAGGAGGAAGGCACCAGGCUGGGUUCUCUCCAGAUGUGAAUCUCCAUUUCUCCCUGCUCAGAUUCUUCUCCUGGACCAAGGAAAAAGGACAGUCCUUGGAGAAGGGCUUGGGGACCAGCAUGUCUGCAGAUUUGCCAUGGUUAUUUGUAAAAUCCUGUCUCAGAGUUGGGAUUUCCCAGUGGAGUUUGGGGAUCAAACUGCAAUUUUCCAGUCCAAUCCUGCCCCACAGCGUGUGGGGAUUUUAGAAAGUUGAUUUGCAGCUCACCAAAUCUGCAGUCUCAGAAGGAGGUUUCUUGUUGUGUAGUCUCCCAUUUCAGAAAAUUUAAUCAGAAGAUUCUUUAAUUGGUGCAUAUUUAAGGGAUCCCCACUGAAGGACGAGCCAUGCAGUAGGAAGGAGCCAGCACAUCCCAGGGAACAGCGGAGCCAGUGCUGCAGGAGGAACGGGACAUGUGGAGCCUCAGCUGCCUCCUCUGGGGACUCCUCCUCAUCCUCAGCACCGCCAGCACGGAGGGCUUUGCCCACACAGGGCGCAGGGUGUGCUCAGCCACGGCGACACCGAGCGCCCACACCGAGUCCCACGUGCAGCCCGUGUACCAGCCCUACCUCACCACCUGCCCGGGCCAGAGGCUCUGCAGCACCUACAGGACCAUCUACAGGGUUGCCUACAGGCAGAGGUUCAGGCAGCUGCCCCAGCCCAUGGCCUCGUGCUGUCCUGGAUGGAGCAGAGCAAACGGCCACACGCUGGGCUGUAACAGAGCUGUGUGCUGGGAGCCGUGCCAGAACGGAGGGAGCUGUGCCUUCCCUGGGAGAUGCUCCUGCCCCCCUGGCUGGACGGGGAGAGCCUGCCAGACAGAUGUGGAUGAAUGUGCCAGCCAGAGCCACGGGUGCAGCCAGCUCUGCAUCAACACAGCCGGGAGCUUCCACUGUGCCUGCCUGGAUGGCUUCAGCCUGGCUGCCGAUGCCAAGGGCUGCCAGCCCCUGGUGCCAGCCCCUGGGACAGACACCUCCAGCCACGCAGGUGCCUCCAGUGAAAUGAAGGAAGAAAUGAAGGACCUGAGGAGCAGAGUGGAAGCUCUGGAGCAGAAGCUCCAGCUGGUGCUGGCCCCUUUCCACAACCUGAUGCCGCCUGAGGAUGUGGGUGCAGACCCCAUCAGCCGCCUGUCCCACUCCCUGCAGCAGCUGGACAGGAUUGACUCCCUGAGCGAGCAGAUCUCCUUCCUGGAGGAGAGGCUGGAGACCUGUUCCUGCAAGAACGAACUCUAGCAGAGUGCCUGGGGACCUGGAGCAAGCUGAGUGCACCCACAGCUCUUCUCUCCCUCUCCAGCCCCAGGCUGGGGAUGAAGCCUCACCAUCACAGGAAGGCAGAGGCUGGCAGGAGAAGGCAGGAGAAGGCUGGGCUCCCAUCAGCAUCUUCAUCAUUCUCUGUUGCAGCUCACCUCAGCAGAGACCACACAGUUCCUUCCAAACUGGACUCUGAGCCCUCUCCGUGCUGGAGAGGCAGCAAAUAAAUGCCUUACCUGGUGCCA
This is a messenger RNA of Zonotrichia leucophrys gambelii, 1728 nucleotides long. It is a transcript of the gene EGFL7, whose product is annotated as EGF like domain multiple 7. Gene Ontology annotation, biological process: anatomical structure development. Bases 650 to 1465 code for a protein of 271 amino acids. Gene Ontology annotation, cellular component: cell surface; extracellular region. Gene Ontology annotation, molecular function: signaling receptor binding; calcium ion binding. The transcript is spliced from 9 exons. NCBI's taxonomy places the organism in Eukaryota, Metazoa, Chordata, Aves, Passeriformes, Passerellidae. The record is from RefSeq and is a predicted model, not a curated record.